AACAAAAACCAUCAUGAGGCACUGAGGGCUGGGGCUGCCCUGCCAGGGGUCCCAGGUACAUCUUUGUGCCCCUCUGCCAGCAGUGCUGGGCUCAGGCAUUCUGUAUUUCCCCUCAGCUACUCAGUCUCGAUUCAUUUUUUGGUCUUUGCUUUCCAUUAGAAUUCCAAACAUAGCAUAGCAGCCCAACCACCCUGUCCUAUUUACUUACUCAUCCUGAUAAUUUAUAAUAUAAAAUAAGCUUAUUUAUAAUAAUAUUAAUUAAUAAUAGGAUAUACGUAUAGUAUGUUGUCUUUAUAUUAUUAGAUAUUGUAUAUACUAUACUAUAUAUAGGAUAUAAUAUUUAUUAAUAAUAGGAUGUACUUAUCUGUAACUGCUAUUUACAUAUAGUAGAAAAUGACUGUUUUCUAUCUUGUCUCUGAGUGCUGGUGUAUGUGUACAGCAAGUGCUAUACAAAGUCACCUUUCAGUCAUUAAUUAAUAAUUUUAACUAAUUUAUAUGUAGUUGGACAAUUUGCUUAUGCCUAAUGAGCAAUUAAAUAACUUUUGAUAUUGUAGUUGCUUUUUAAACUAUGAGCUUAAAUAAUCAGCUCAAAGUGAUUAAUUUAGGGUAAGAUAUCAAUACAGGCCUUUUCACUUUUCAUUAGUACAUCCUCUAGAAGGAAGGAUUAAUGGGAAGGUCUAUAAAUUGCCCAAAAGCUGUCUGGAGCCCUUUGUUCUCUUUGCCCAGCUGGGUUAUUUGGGGUUGCAGUGAAAGGACUGGGGCUGGCACUCAGGAGACCUGGACUCUGCUCUGUUUGUUCUGCUUACUAAAGAGUCUGAGGCUGUUACCCCAUCCCCAUUCCUGGUAUCUUUUUUAUGCACAGACCGACCUCUGGAUCCCUCCUGGAGGAGCCCAGGCCCUAGUGCAGAACACAAAGGAGGACAAGCAGCAGGAGCAGGAGCCCUGACAACUUCCAAGAAGCACAGAGUUUGGAAAAGAAGCAGAGCCCUCUCUUCCCUGGUGUAUUUUCCUGCCUGACAAGCUCUUGUUUACAAGCUGAAGACCAAAGAAAGCCCCGAAGAAUCAAAAAUUGUGAAAAAUUGAGAGUCUGCUGGUGUUACCUGCCCUGUUUGCUGCCUGAGCAGCUACAGCAGAGAGGGCAGCACCAGUCAGAGAGGAUCCAGGCAGCCCCUGAGCCUUUCCUGCAGGACUGUGAGGGAGAGGGAGAAUGGGAAAAGCUCCCUAAGCAUCAAGAGCUUUCCAGCCACAUGUGCGUAAAAAUCCCUUCCCGUGCCACGUGACCGAGGAAGAGGCACAGAUCCAUUACACAAUAAUAAAAAUAUGCCUUUGGCAACGUGGAGCCAAAGUGGAGCUGCUGCAGGGAGCUCAAACUACGCACAAGAAGGAGUAAAACAAGAAUAAAAAGGACCAAAGUCAAUCCUGCACAGCCCUCCCAGGACCUGCUGUGGCAGGACGGGGCUGUGGAUCUGCAGCAAGACAUCUGCCUGAAGCCCUGGGGGCUGCCAGCGCCUGUCAGGAUCUCACUGAGGAGAUCAGGCUGGCUGUGCCAUGAUCUCUGCUGUGCUGCUCCUCUGGACCAUGCCCUGCGUGGCAAACCACAUCCUGGGCGGCUUUGCCAAGCGGGAGCUGCAGGAGGGUGCCCAGCUGGCCUGCAGCCUGCCAGGGCCCCCCGGGCCCCCCGGGCCCCCGGGCGUGCCCGGCACUCCCGGCACCGUGGGCAGGAUGGGCUUCCCGGGCAAGGAUGGCAAGGACGGCCAGGACGGGGACAAGGGCGAGCACGGCGAUGAAGGUCCCCAGGGCAAAACAGGAAACCCUGGCAAGCCAGGCCCGAAGGGGAAAGCAGGAGCCAUUGGCAAGGCAGGGCCCCGGGGGCCCAAGGGUUUAAAGGGCAAUCCCGGGAAAAACGGGGCCCCGGGGAAGAAAGGGCCCAAAGGGAGCAAGGGCGAGGCCGGGCUGCCGGGGCCCUGCAGCUGCGGGGCCAGCAGGGCCAGGUCUGCCUUCUCGGUGGCCGUGUCCACCAGCUACCCCAGGGAGAGGCUGCCCAUCAAGUUCGACAGGAUCCUGAUGAAUGAGGGAGGACAUUACAAUGCUUCCAGCGGGAAGUUCAUCUGCAGCAUCCCAGGGAUUUACUACUUCACCUACGACAUCACUUUGGCCAACAAGCACCUGGCCAUCGGCCUGGUCCACAACGGCCAGUACCGGAUCAAGACUUUCGAUGCCAACACCGGGAACCACGACGUGGCCUCUGGAUCCACCAUCCUGGCACUGAAGCAGGAGGAUGAGGUGUGGCUGCAAAUCUUUUACUCAGAGCAAAAUGGACUCUUUUAUGAUCCCUACUGGACAGACAGCUUAUUUACUGGAUUCUUGAUUUAUCCUGACCAAGAUUAUCUCAAUGAAGUGUAGGAGGAGAAACUAUGGGGAAAAAAAUAGGAAAUGGGCCUCAAUCCAAUGAAGUGGGGCCUUACAUGGGACAUGCCUGGGAUUAUCAGAUGAUUCCACAGUUGCCUAUGGGUCUAUCAGCUGAUUGCACCCCGUAUGGCUAUUUAGACUUUUCCACAGGGUACCAGGCUUUCAGCAGCCUCAUGAAUGUCUCCAUCCCAAAGCCAGCCAUUCUGUAUUCCCUGAUUAUUCCAACAUGCAAUGGACAUGUAACUCAAAUACUGGUGCAGAAUGCUUUGGUUAUUGCAUUGUUAUAAUAAAGCAUGGAAACCAACA
This is a messenger RNA of Serinus canaria (Common canary), 2715 nucleotides long. RefSeq names its product C1q and TNF related 2 (gene C1QTNF2). Bases 1549 to 2403 code for a protein of 284 amino acids. Gene Ontology annotation, molecular function: protein binding. The record is from RefSeq and is a predicted model, not a curated record. NCBI's taxonomy places the organism in Eukaryota, Metazoa, Chordata, Aves, Passeriformes, Fringillidae. The transcript has 6 exons.